GGCAGUUACUUGACUGCUUUCUGCGCUGAAAAAACGUCAGCAGAUUUAUUAACGGCCUGCCUUUACCCUUUGCGUUUAUUGUACUCGUCCAGAGUGCUGAAGUUUGUAACAAUGCACCGACAACUGAGAGGAGAGAGCGAUUACGAGCAGCUUCCUGACGACGUACCGGUUUCGGCCCACGUCGCUGAUGUGCAACCGGGCAAAGGAAUCUCUGGCUACUUUCUGUUUGUCAUCCAGGUGAAGAUGAAAGGCGGGGGUAGAUACUUCAUAUUCCGUCGUUACCGGCAAUUUCACAACCUCCAGUCCAAGCUUAAGAUGAAGUUCAGCCCAGAGAAUAACAAGAGCUACAACACAUGCGUCUUGCCUGAGCUCCCAGGGAAAGUUUACCUCGGCAACAAGCAAGAGAUUGCAGAGAAACGAAUACCUGAACUCAAUAUGUACAUGAAGAAAGUACUUGCCCUUCCGGCCUGGUUCCUCCUUAAUGAAGAUCUCCGGAUUUUCUUCCAUCAGACCACAGAAGAUUGCAAGCAGGUUCCAAACUCUCUCCGGAGACUGAGGCCACCCACUCGGAAAGUCCAAUCCAAAACAACAAAGGGCACACAGAGCACAGAACCAGAGGUCCCGAGGGCAGAGGCUCUGUAUAAUUUUACUGGGGAAAAUGACCUGGAAUUGACGUUCAAGGCUGGCGACAUUAUCUAUCUACUAAACAAAGUAAAUGAACAAUGGUUGGAGGGCAUUCACUGUGGCAACACAGGCAUCUUCCCAAAAUCCUUUGUGAGAAUCAUUAACGAUUUAUUGGAAGAAGUCCCCGCUACAUAUAAAGAAGAGAGUUCUGCGGUCCACCAAUUGCGAUGUGUCUACCAUGAUGACUACUGUUGUGAAAUUAGGGAUAUCUAUUUGAGAAGUGGCAUCUCUCUACAGCCGGAAUAUACAUUUCUUCUCUCCUUGAUGAGGACCAAGUUUGCAAACGAGGCCAUCGCCCUGAACUACCGUGACCCAGAAGGGGAUCUGGUCCGCAUCACAGACAACAUGGAUGUGGAACUGAUGGCACUGGAGGCAGAAGAGAAACCCAGGGUCACUAAACCAGACUUUGCCCCAUGGCAACUGCAUGUAACAAGGAAGGACGACCUGUCUGUGUACAACACCCACCUGUGAAUAUGUUCCCACUUACCACUGUGUUAAAGGGUCAGUUAUUUUGCAGAACCACAAUAUAGAGAAAAAAUAUUAUCAGGACCUUUUAUUAAAGAAGAAUUCAGAUGUUUUUCA
Hypanus sabinus (Atlantic stingray) is the source of this 1266-nucleotide messenger RNA. RefSeq names its product neutrophil cytosolic factor 4 (gene ncf4). Gene Ontology annotation, cellular component: NADPH oxidase complex. Lineage: Eukaryota; Metazoa; Chordata; Chondrichthyes; Myliobatiformes; Dasyatidae. Gene Ontology annotation, biological process: phagocytosis; superoxide anion generation; respiratory burst. The record is from RefSeq and is a predicted model, not a curated record. The transcript has 10 exons. Gene Ontology annotation, molecular function: protein binding; superoxide-generating NADPH oxidase activator activity; phosphatidylinositol binding. The coding region runs from base 112 to 1155 and encodes 347 amino acids.